ACACUGUGUUUGCCGUGCAGAGUUAACUGUUAACACACACUCACAACAUGAUGACUCAAUUUUUCCCGUACCAAAGCGUGGCCUUUUGUUGACUGGUGGGAAAAUAAACCGGUCGCUUUGAGGCCUGCAGUCCUGCUGGUGUUAAGCCAUGAUAAUUUUGCUUCAGGCCCCACAGGGCUUAUAAAACUGCCCCUGAUUUUUUUUUUCUUUUUUUUUUUCUCAUUGUCUAUCUCCUAAUGACUAAUGAGAGGCUGACUCAUACAUGAUACUGUUUGCUUUUUAGUCAUCACUCUCUUUGUUGGGAAAAGUUCUCAGUGAGUAACUUUCAGAAUUAGUACAUGAUGAGAGUGUAGGCUCUCCAUAUGUGGAUGUCUUGAUUAAAUCCUGAUAAUGAGGUGCCAGGUUCAGGACUUUCUAAAUGCCUAAAGUCUUAUUUUUCACCAGAGUGCAGUUUAUGUCCAGUUCACAGCUCCCUGGCGCCUCCUCCAGCUCUGAUCCUUACUGCGUUUGACUGCUCCCCACUCAUCAGGCAGAAAAAGUAGAUUCAAGCCGCACCAGGAGGAAAAGCGAACAAACCGUGGAGCGGUUUUCUCUCCAACUCUUCGCACGCCUGUGCGUCAAGGCUUCGAGUCUGGCGCUGAUCAGAUAGCCAGAGAGGAGCCAGACGAGGAAGUUGGGAGGAGGGACCAGGGCAGUGGCGUGGUGUGCACGGAGAAGGGAGUUUAUAUUGGAUUCUUCUGACGCCUCCAGCGCUGUAGAGUCGCAGGAUCUCUUAAAUCUUGAUUGAGUUCUCUAUAAACGGCAUGUGCGCUUCAGGGGACGCAGGGCUUCAGAUUGUGUCAGCGCAGAUUUGACACGCUGCCUUUUUAAGAAAGCUACACACCUUUGCUGUCAAUGCCAGCGCAGGUAGAGGAUCCCGGAAGAACUCGUUGUGCAGGUUGUUUGCAUAGCCUUUAAUUUUAUUUUAACGAACAUCGAUGGACUCGUUUGUCUUCUUUAAAAAGUAGUUAUCCACUCUCCGAGUCGUUGAUUGAAGCGAACGAACGAAAGGAAAAUGAAGGAACCGUGGAAAAAGAAGCUGUACGUGUUGAUGGAUCUGCUGUGCGUUUUAGUUGCGGCACUGCCUUCCAUCAUUAUGGCCAUCGUGUACAAGCCAUAUCAAAGGGGGAUUUACUGUGACGACGAAAGCAUCAAGUACCCCCUGAAACCAGACACCAUCACCCAUGGCAUGCUGGCGGCCGUCACCAUCUCCUGCACCGUGGUCAUUAUCUCCUCUGGAGAGGCUUAUUUGGUUUACAGCAAGAGGAUUUACUCUAAUUCAGACUUUAACCAGUAUGUAGCUGCACUCUACAAGGUAGUGGGAACAUUUUUGUUUGGCGCAUGUGCCAGCCAGUCACUGACGGACCUUGCCAAGUUCACCAUUGGCCGCCCGAGACCAAACUUCAUGGCCGUGUGCGCCCCGAAGGUCUGCACGGGGUACAUGUUGGAGAUCAACUGCACUGGCAAUUCUGGGGACGUCACAGAGUCCAGAUUGUCCUUCUACUCUGGUCACUCCUCUUUUGGCAUGUACUGCAUGCUCUUCUUAGCGCUUUACGUGCAGGCAAGACUAGCAGCUAAGUGGGCCAGACUUCUCCGGCCCACCAUCCAAUUCUUCCUGGUGGCCUUCGCGGUGUAUGUGGGUUACACCCGAGUUUCUGAUUACAAGCACCAUUGGAGCGACGUGCUGGUGGGCCUGCUGCAGGGAGCGCUUGUUGCUGCACUCAAUGUGCGGUUUGUGUCAGAUUUCUUUAAGAAGCGCCCUCCGCGUUCCACAAGGCCAGACCCAGCUGAUAGCGAAGAGGCAGAGAGGAAACCCAGCCUUCAGAUUGUGGACUCUGACCACGGCAACCAUUACAACUACCACCACAGUCCGGGCAAUGUGUGAAAGGGGACUGAUGCUUUGGGGGGGAAAAAAGGCUGCAGCCUGCAGAUCUCAAAUCUGUGAGAUAAUCCAGGGAUUUCUAACUUCAUUGUGCGGUCAGCAGUGUUUAGUUCAGGGAAUACCCUGGAUCGUCUGUUGUCCUGACUCUGCAGGCUGCCUCCUAUCCCAGAACUGUGUUAAAUUCUUCAAUCAACUCUUCGUAUUUAUGUCUGAUAGGAGCAAAGCCUCCCUCUGUCCCAACCACUCACACCCCCCAUGCUCCACUGGACUGACUGAGGCGGCUGCAUCUCAUCGCGAGGUGCCUUAGCCCCCCUCUCAAAGACACGAUGACCUCCUUUUCUCCAGUGUGAGAGAGAAAGGAACUUGUUUUUAAGACAUCAUUAUUGAUGUUAAAGUGUAUAUGCUUAAAGCUGCAUUAAGCAAAAGACUCUGAACCCACUGCAACAAGGCUGUGGUAUGCUUUUUUCUUAUUACAUGCUUGAGACCAGCGUUUUAGCAAGCAGGCUGCGCACAACAGAAGAAGAGAAACAAGGGGAACAACCUCCCAAUAAGUAUCUCUUUCUUUGGCAUAACACAUGUUCCACUUUUUUUUUCUUAUCACUUGUUUAUUAGCCUCACCUGUGCCUGUAGUACAGUUAUAUAUAAUGGUGGCGUGGUUAAAAUUUCACCUAUAUGAACUGAUAACAUCCGUAUCAAACUGAAAGUGCCUUACAGGUGCACAGAUGGGAACAGUCUGGUGUUGUUUCACACUGGGAUCAGCUGUUCUUUCACUUUCACCACAGGUUGUUUAUUUCAUUCAUAUAUCACUUAAUGGAGCUUUAACACUUUCUUGUUUUUUGUCUAAUUUCUUUAUGUAGAGAAUGUUGUUUCCAGCAGUAAUUAAAGAAAAGUGAGAAGAAGGUUUGACGAGAAUGUUUGGGAAUGUGGGUGAAGGCGCAGUGAUGUGGAUGAGUUUCGUCGGUCAUGCACCUUAAAUUAUCUGUUGCACAAAUCGCAGCAGGUUGGCAGAUAUUCUUCAUGAGCUCAUCCUGAUAGCAAAAGGCUCCCCAGAGCUGAUUUCAACUCCCAGUUCUUAGUCAUAUUGGCUUCCUUCACUGUGACCAGUGCCAAUUGAUAUAAAGUUAGGAAAGAACAUAUUGAGUCUUAAACUUUGUAGGCUCAAAGUAACCUUGAACAACAGCUCUGCUUUUCUAAAACGUAAGAACUUAAUUGUGGCGCUUACUAUUUAUAUUUCCCCCGUGUGAACCGGACUGCAGCGGUAGAAACCAUUGAUGAGAAUGUCUUGUUAUUUCUGCUGGACUUUAUGUGUCAUACCACUACUAUAUUAACAUAUGUGGCCUCUCUUUUCUUUUUGUUUUUUUUCUCUCUUUCGUUGUAUAGUUUUGUUUUUUUUCACGAACAAUAAUCAAAGAAGGAUGAGACAACCGUUUUGAAAAUGGUGUUUAAUUUAUUUUAUAAAGUUCUUUAUUUGCGAAGUUGGAAAUACCAGCUGGUGAGUUUUUUUUUUUUCUUCUCCUUGUGCAAUCACCCCUGCUUGCCACUAUGAGCCACAAUUACUGUAGCUACUAAUGCUAUGAGACAUGUUUCAACUUUUGUGAAGGAUGUGUGUGUAUGCAUACACUACCAGUCAAAUGUUUAGACACAUCUUUUGUAUGUUUUUACUUCAUGUGUAGGUAGGUUUUAAUUUCACCUGUAACAGUGUGCUUCGGUCCGUGCCUUCUCAGACUGGUGCUAGUUGGAGUUGCCACAUAAAAAAAAGGAUCCAAUUCCCGGUCCAAACAUAAGCCAGAUGCCUUGGCAGGGCUUUUAAGGGCUGUUGUCAUGAUAAAGAGUUACAUACCUAACUGUGUUUUUGAAGCUUGUAAUAGUCCUCUGUUCCCACUUCAAAGAUUUGCCUGUGUUCCUUUUCCCCUUCCUGUGUCGAUAGAUGGGGUUAAUUUGUGGAUAAGGUCUCCUGUACAAUUCUCAUACAGCAUGCAGAACCCUGGAGGACUGACAAUAGAUCAGACAGACCACAAACCUGAUAGGCUAGGGGCUAGGGGUAGACGGGAACACAGAGGGAAUCUCACCUGGUAGUGAUUGUGAGGCCUAAGCUGCAACUGGAGACGGGAGGGGUACAAAAGAAGGGGGAGGUGGUGGAGUGUGGGGUAUCCCAUGGUGAAGCUUGGUCCCUAAGGCCUUGCACACAUCUAAAACACACGUUUACAACAAGAAACAGCUGGUUGCAAUGAAGUGCUGUGCGAGCCCACUUCCCUGCUCCUUACAUCUAAAUCAUCUGUGUAUUACUCGGUCAGACCAAUGGCACAAGUGAGGAUGUAGAAAUAUGGGGUCUGAUUGCUCUCCAGCUUUUUGGAAACCAGUGCUCUCAGCUGUUUAUGUCACCGCAUGUGUUUUUUGGCUCUUUUUGGUUCAGUAUCUUCAGAUGAUUUUUUUUUUUUGUAGCUGUGUAUAUGUCAACUUAUGGCUGUGGUUCGUGUUGCUUUGUUUUAUAGAUUACUAUAUCUAUAGUCUUCAAACCAGAGAUUUUUAAAUAAAGAUAUCAUCCACUUUAA
Messenger RNA from Mugil cephalus (flathead mullet), 4473 nucleotides. RefSeq names its product phospholipid phosphatase 2b (gene plpp2b). Gene Ontology annotation, molecular function: phosphatidate phosphatase activity. The record is from RefSeq and is a predicted model, not a curated record. The coding region runs from base 1055 to 1924 and encodes 289 amino acids. Lineage: Eukaryota; Metazoa; Chordata; Actinopteri; Mugiliformes; Mugilidae. The transcript has 6 exons. Gene Ontology annotation, biological process: signal transduction; phospholipid dephosphorylation; phospholipid metabolic process.